Molecule: messenger RNA, 582 nt
Organism: Dibothriocephalus latus
Lineage: Eukaryota; Metazoa; Platyhelminthes; Cestoda; Diphyllobothriidea; Diphyllobothriidae
Source: the annotation of a GenBank genome assembly
AUGCCCUGCAUGCACUUGACGGUGUUGAGUUUCCAUCCGGACGCCGACUACCCUGAGGAUAUCGCUUUGCCAACUGCAAACUUUGGUGAUCCGAAAUCUACGGUGUCAUGGCAGAAAGCGCCCCUCGACAUUGUUGGCGAGGACGCCAUUGUUUCCCAAAUCGAUGCUGCUUGCCGGCUUGGCUGCGUUCGCCUCCUCCGAGGCCUAUUUCUGAAGCUCCAAAAUUGUGCAACACAUGCCACGGGAUUUGGCAAAAUCAGACACAUCUUCCCAGCCGGAGAACCAAUCUGUUUCGAAGUAAUUGAAAACGAAGGCACGGUACUGGAUGGAACAAUAUCCCUCUAUAAGAAAGAUGGGGCUUCCUACAGUCUGAUAAAGGAGACGAUCUUUGAAAAUUUGCAGUUUAACUGGACUCUCACGGAGCGUGGAUCCUACAGAGUACUGCUUCACGUCAGUAAUGUUUUGAGCAAUUUUACGGUAAGCACUGUAUUCGCUGUCACCUCACCCGUCAUUGGCAUGGAGCUGGAAUCCCCCGUCGAGCAUCUACGCCCCCGGCAACAGGCCUGGAUCAGCCUGCACUUU